Molecule: messenger RNA, 3441 nt
Organism: Daldinia loculata
Lineage: Eukaryota; Fungi; Ascomycota; Sordariomycetes; Xylariales; Hypoxylaceae
Product: putative glyoxal oxidase
Exons: 7
Coding region: 1-3441 (1146 amino acids)
Source: RefSeq, a predicted model, not a curated record
AUGCGGGCUACUCAGGCCUUCUCGUCACUUUUCUGUACUAUAUCCCUAACAUCAGCAUCUUUUUCUAUAGCACAGCAAACAGUCCUAGGAGUUAAUCAGCUCAACGGAAAAUGGCAUUACAAGGGUUGUUAUGUUGACGCUGGCCGGACGAUCAAUGUGGCUGCAACUACUUCGGAUACAUCGACCCCGGAGAGCUGUGUCGAGUUCUGCGAUAGUAGGGGGUUUUCUUACGCUGGAGCUAAAUAUCAUAACGAAUGCUACUGCGGGAAUGAACUAGCCAAUGAAGCCGUAGGAGUUAAAGAUUCGAGAAAAUGCCCAACAGGUUGCUCGGACGAUAACAUAGAAGCAUGUGGAGGUUCAAACUGGUUUACCUUAUUCUUCAACCCGUAUAGCGCAGGUCCCAGGCCAAAUAUCGACAUUCCAGACUGGAUAUAUAUUGGCUGCUACUCCGAGGGAAUUGACGGCCGGUGCUUAACGUACAAGGCACCAAUCUCUACCACACCGGUCAACGCAAAGAGCUGUACAUCUGUAUGUCGUGCAGCUGGUUACACCUUUGCCGGUACCAAGAAUGGCGACGAAUGCUAUUGCAGCAAUACUAUUGCAAAUGGCGCCGUAUUAUCCGAUGGCUGUGAUACGGCUUGUAAGGCAAAUAAUUCCGAGGUAUGCGGGGGACCUGACCGCUUGAAUGUAUAUAACUUCAAGAGUACCUCGUAUAGCAGACCCACCAGGACCAGCUCCAGGCCUAUCCCUAAAACGCUCUCUGGCACUCUCUUAAAAGCGACGAGCUUGUCCAUCGUUGCUCAUUCAAUUGCCCCGAGAGAUGUCACUACUGAGCCAAUUGUUACUAGCACAAGAAGCGCUUCAUCCGCAAGCUCAAGUCCUACGGCGCCUUCGCAGCCCUCCGUCAUAGGUGAUUACAUUUGGUAUGGCUGCCAGACUGAAGCCACCAACAUCCGUGCACUGAGCCUGUAUACCUACGCCAAUGAUACUAUGACAUUAGAUAGCUGCCAGGCUUUCUGCAACGACAAGGGGACGACGUACUUUGGUGUUGAGUAUGCCCGCGAAUGCUACUGUGGCAACAAAUUUGAAACAGGUUCUGUUGAAGCUCCUGAAAGCGACUGCAGUAUGCUUUGUGCUGGGGACCAAUGGACAUAUUGCGGCAGUGGCAAUCGCCUAUCUGUAUAUAUAAAAAACGGAACUUCGGUCUCGACAACUACUAGUGGUUCGAGUCCGACUGGUAGAGAUCCUGGGACACCAGAACCUACAGGAUUUCCUGAUGGCUGGACCGACCAGGGCUGCUGGCAAGACGGGCCCAAUGGUCGUAUCAUGCCAACUUUCCAAGCUCCCGACGACCCUGAGUUGACGCCACAGAAAUGUGUGCAACUCUGUGCUAAUGACAACUAUACGGUAGCGGGAACCGAGUACUAUACGCAGUGCUUCUGUAGCAAUGCUAUCUACAAUGGUGGCGUCCGAGGCAAAGACACUUCGAAAUGCUCGACACCCUGCAAAGGUAAUAGUCAAGUCAUGUGCGGAGGUGCCGGAUACUUGUCUAUCUACUCGAAGGGUACACCGCAGACGUUCAAAGAACCCGCUCCGCUAAAAGAAGUGAACGGUACUUGGACGUAUCAAGGCUGUUAUGAGGAUAAUGUUAAUAAUCAGCGGACCCUUUUUUGGUCCUUAAGGUUCCCUACCCCCAUGACCACUGAGCAAUGUCUAGGGAAAUGCGCUUCUUUCGGCUAUGCCGCCGGCGGUAUGGAGUAUGGGGAAGAAUGUUACUGUGGUGACCCAAUGGAUGUUGCUGCUUCCGGUGCCACUAUAAGGCCUGAGAGCGAAUGCAAUAUCGCAUGUGCCGGAAAUGCUUCUGCAAUAUGCGGAGGUGGUGCUCGGCUUUCAAUGUACUAUUGGACUGGUAAAACGCCCCUUUACGUGUUUAAUUACCCCGAAGGAAAUGAUGCGGGUUCCUACUCCAACCUAGUCGGCGGUGUUAUUACCCCUCUAAUGACCAUGCAAUCGAUCACCGGCAAGGUUACCUUCUUGGAGAAAUGGGGAACUGGCGCAGCAAAUAGCACGGGGGCCUAUGAACUAGACCUUAGCCGACUCGACGAUUUCGAUGCUGCCUGGAGGACCAUGCACGUUAAGACUGAUAUCUUCUGCUCUGCGGGAGUCAUUCUGCCCGAUAAGGCAGGACGACAGCUUACCGUCGGUGGCUGGUCCCUCGAUUCGACAUACGGUAUCCGUCUAUACGCGCCUGAUGGAUCGGACGGCGUAAAGGGUACAAACGACUGGGAAGAAGAUGUUAAUACUCUAAAGCUUCAGAGAGGACGAUGGUACCCGAGCGCUAUGCUUAUGGCAAACGGGUCCAUUUUAGUCGUGGGUGGUGAGAUUGGUUCAAACGACAAGCCCGAACCUUCUCUUGAGAUUCUUCCUAAAGUUGGCCCCUAUCUUUACAUGGACUGGCUUGAACGUACAGAUCCGAACAAUCUAUAUCCGUUUUUGGCAGUCCUUCCCGGUGGUGGCAUUUUCGUUGCGUACUGGAACGAAGCCAGAAUCCUAGACGAAGUUACCUUUGACACGAUACAGACUUUACCAAACAUGCCUGGCGCUGUCAACGAUGACCUUGGGGGCCGUACCUAUCCUCUUGAGGGAGCUGCUGUUCUAUUGCCCCAGUUUGCCCCUUAUACGGAUCCUCUUGGUAUCCUCUUAUGCGGCGGUUCGACUGAUGGCCAUUCUGCUCUCGACAACUGCGUAUCUAUGUAUCCCGAAGCGCCCAACCCCGAGUGGGCUCUUGAGCGUAUGCCUUCCAAGCGUGUCAUGAGUUGCAUGGCACCCUUGCCAGAUGGAACCUAUCUCAUUGCCAACGGCGCCCACGAAGGCGUUGCCGGUUUCGGUCUUGCGGAUGACCCCAACUACAACGCCAUCCUCUAUGACCCGUUUAAGCCUAUUGGCUCCCGUAUGUCCGUCAUGGCCAACACAACUGUCGCACGUCUCUAUCACAGCGAAGCUAUCACUCUCCUCGACGGCCGCGUCCUAAUUACGGGCUCCGACCCCCAGGACGGCAAACACCCCCAGGAGAUCCGCGUUGAAGUCUUCACGCCACCAUACCUCUACAGCAAUAAACCACGCCCGUCAUUCACCAUCACGAACAAAGAUUGGGAUUACAACGACGAAGUCAGCUUCGAGCUGGGCGAGGAACCCGAGGGAGAGAUCAAAGUCUCGCUGCUCGGCGCGGUAUCUAGCACUCAUGGCAAUUCGAUGGGAGCGCGAACCCUGUUUCCGGAUGUUUCGUGCUCCGGCACUAAGUGUACCGUCGUCGCACCCCCGAGAAUGUAUGUCUUGCAAGAUAACAUACCGGCUGUCGGUACCUAUGUUCGUAUCGGAGGCGACCCAGGUAAGCUUGGAAAUUGGCCGCCAGGCGAUGACUUUACUCGCCCGGGCGUCUGA